This is a messenger RNA of Acyrthosiphon pisum (pea aphid), 1665 nucleotides long. RefSeq names its product monoacylglycerol lipase ABHD12. Gene Ontology annotation, molecular function: phosphatidylcholine lysophospholipase A1 activity; monoacylglycerol lipase activity. The transcript is spliced from 10 exons. NCBI's taxonomy places the organism in Eukaryota, Metazoa, Arthropoda, Insecta, Hemiptera, Aphididae. The coding region runs from base 64 to 1323 and encodes 419 amino acids. Gene Ontology annotation, biological process: monoacylglycerol catabolic process; phosphatidylserine catabolic process. The record is from RefSeq and is a predicted model, not a curated record. Gene Ontology annotation, cellular component: endoplasmic reticulum membrane.
ACACGUGAUAAAGUUUAAUAACCGUAUUAUUUGUUGUUUUAGUGUUCGUGCGAGCGUGUGAAAAUGGCGACCAUGCGAAACCGUACCGUGUUAAAAAUUCAACAAAAUAUGAAUAUUUUAAACAAGCCAGUUGAGGAAAAAAACGUGGAAUUCUUAGCUAAUGAUUAUAGUAUUGGGAAUAUCAAUAUAUUUUCUCUAAUACAAAAGAAGAAAAAUAAUAUUUUGGACUACGUUUCAAAAUUAAUUUCAAAAAAUGGACAGCGAAAUUCGGCAGCUAUUAUAAAGCGAACAGACGAAAAUUCAAAGAUGUUUAUUAACUGCAAUAAGAGAAAGGCGUGUGGCACGACGGUGGGCUUUUUUGGUAUCGCAUUCAUCAUCAUUUUCUUACUUGUACCUGCUAUUUGGCGUUAUUCACCUUCAAUUCAAAAGAGGAUGAUAUUCCUGAAUCAUGACCAUAUGCCUAAGGUACAGAAUUAUAGUCACCCGGAAGUUUAUGGUUUGCGUGGAACGAGAAAUUUUUACAUUGAUACAAAAGACAAUGUAACAUUAGGAGUGUGGCAUAUAUUACCAAGUAAUUUGUUUGUAAAAUACGGAGCAAACGAAUCUAAUUACGAACAACUUUUGAGUCACGGGGAAUCGAUUAUCAUAUACAUGCAUGGCAACUCCGGUGCCCGCUCGAACAAUCAACGGAUAGAAUUGUAUCGCAAGCUCCGGGAUAUCAACUGUCACGUGAUAGCCGUAGACUAUAGAAGUUAUGCCGAUUCUACAGACGUCGAAAUCGACGAGACCGGCUUAGUAUCGGAUGCGAUGGAGACAUUUAAAUGGGUUUACGAACGCGCACAUGGAUCGCCAAUAUUUGGUUGGGGACACUCUUUGGGCACUGGAAUUGGAGCACAUGCGUUUUCGUUAUUGGAAAAAGAAAACAUCUAUCCUCAUGGACUUAUUUUAGAAGCUCCAUUCAAUAAAAUGAGUGAAGCAAUUAGAGAAUAUUCAACUACAAAGGUUCUUCGCUAUUUCCCUUGGUUUGAUUUUUUCAUUAUUGAUCCAGUUAUUGAAAAUGGAAUUGUUUUUGAUACAGAACAAAACUUAAAAAACGCGAAAGUCCCAGUGCUGAUAUUACAUGCUCGAGAUGAUAUUAUAAUACCAUACCAACUCAGUGAAAACUUGUAUAAUUACAUUAAAGCAAGUCGGAAAAGUGAACUGACUGAACUCAUUUUGUUUGACGCCUUGUAUGGCUUUGGUCAUCAGUUUAUUUGUCGGGAUAAUGGAAUCAAAAAAAAAAUUGAGAAAUUUAUACAGAACUGUCUAAAAACGACGUCUUGAUCGGUGGAAUUACAUAAGCUCGUCAAAAUUUCCAUCGUGUAAUACGUAUACAUAGUUAUUACAAUAUAAUAUAUAGUAUAUUAUUAUACGUUAUAAUACAAACGUCUCAGUUUUGUAUCGGAUUAUGGAGAUCAUGAGAUUAUUUAUUAUCUUUUUUGUAAAUUGUAUCGUUGUUAAAUAUUAUUUAUUGUAAAAUAUUUCAACAACGUAUUUUUUAAGAACUUUACUUUAACUAUCAUCCCAUACAUACCUAUUUAUUAUAUUAAUAUGUUAUGCUCAUUAUAGUCAAUAGUUGUAUUAUCAUAGUUGUUUUGUUCUUAAAAAUAUAUCGUGUUGAAUACA